Phytophthora nicotianae INRA-310 is the source of this 459-nucleotide messenger RNA. RefSeq lists its product as hypothetical. Bases 98 to 325 code for a protein of 75 amino acids. The record is from RefSeq and is a predicted model, not a curated record. NCBI's taxonomy places the organism in Eukaryota, Oomycota, Peronosporomycetes, Peronosporales, Peronosporaceae. The transcript has a single exon.
ACCACCAGUGGCAGUUCGCAUCUUACGAUCACUACCACCAGUGUCAGUUCUCAUUUUGCUUCCUGCCCGAUAAACUCCCAAGCCUUUUAAUUCCACCAUGCAUCUGUCUUUUAUGCUGGUGAUGAUGACGACCAUCAAGGCCUGUAACGCGGCUGCAGAUUCCGACGGAACAAUGGAUUCUCCAGACCUCGUCCGCUCACACGAUGGAACAAACUACAUCGAUGGUGCCCGCGGAAAAUUUCUUCGAGGGCACAAGGACUGUGAAACGGAAGAAAUUGAAGGUAUGCGAAUGAGGCUUGAGGGCGAUGUGAGCAGAAAGAAGUAAAUCCGAAAGUGAUUGAGAUUGAGUUAGGCUAAACCGGUCUUACAGAAGUCUCUAUCUGUGUCCUAAGAGCAAUCCCACAAAGUAUGAGCAUCUAGCUCCUUUAAGUUCUAACGGGGCUGCGACAGAUAUACAGU